AUGGAAGUCGGCCCCAACGAUGUUGAUGAAAUUCAGAUAAGCGCUUUCAAGUUCCAGGAGCCCCUGCGCACCUUACGAACUGAAGGAGUGACUUCAAUCUGGCAUGGCCGGGUGACAAGUUUCAUCAAAGCAGUCAGUGGCAUGUUCGCCGAGUCCCAGAUCUUCGGCAGGAGCGCUAAGCUGGCCCUGAAGGCUAUUGGAGCUCCAGCGAUCAGGGGCCUACCUUGCCAGCCUUUGACUGACGAUGCGCGCUUUGGACUGGAAUGGGUGCUGAAGCGGCUUGUUGAAGCCCCACCGAGAGAGAUCCGUGCACGUGCAAGGGUUUCAGAAACGCUUUUGCUUUUCAUAGACGGAGCUUGUGAGCCAGCGGCUGACAAUUGGUGCAGUGCUGUUAGACAGCUCUGGGGGCGGCGCGGCUUGAAGUUCUUUGGUUUGCAUGCUAGACGGAUGAGCCACCAAGGUACUUUGCCGGAGUCGGACCUGAACACCACUCCAUACUUCUGCAUGGUUCCAACCACCAGCAAUUUGGCCGAUGGGCCGUCGAGACUUGACUUCGGAGUUUGCUUGCAGCUUGGUGCCGAGGAAACAGCCGUUGACUUUGCUGUCCUCCGCGAAUGUGCUUUGGCAGGUGCAGCUUCUUCCUUCAUGGACUGUGAAGAAUACGCAACUUGGUUCAUCAAUGCUCCGGAGGAGAAUGUGUCCAGCGAUGAAGAGUUUUACACACCUUACAAAAGGUGCAACGAAUCCUCACCUGCGGUUCUUCAGGAGCCGGCGUACGCAGGGACCGAAAGUGUCGCUGAAGAAGGACCUCCAAGGAUGGGAGUUGCCCAAGGACAGUCCUCCAAGGAAGUCGAAGUGCAGAAGAACCCGUCGUGUUUGGAUGACCUAGAGCCACGACCUGUGAUUCAGCCAAUGAAGAGUAAGGGCAGCGCAAAGCAUCCCGACACCUGUAAGGAGUGUGUCUUCUACUUCUUCAGUGCUACUGGAUGCACAAAAGGUGCAGAUUGCCUCUUCUGUCACGAAUUCCACCCAAGGAUAAAAGGCAAGAAGAAUCGUCGCAUCAUGCGCGAUCUGCGAGCUCGUGAAUCUCACGACGAUGGUAAGGAAGGCAAGGACGUUUUGAAAGACGUCUGCAAGGAGAUCGAAGAGUUGCCACCAUCGAAGCCAGAGGCGAUCCGAGAGGAGAAGACGGAACUGAAAGCAGAAGAAUCCAAAGGUGCUGCAGUGGAAGCGCACCAACAACUCUCGGUCGGGAGCGAUGGCAUGCUCCGGGUGACCUACAGUUCCGAGGAGGACAGCGAAGCUGACAGUGGUCCCGUUGCGUUGACGCUGAUUGCAGGAGUUCGAACUUGCCUCCUCAGCUUGGACACCCCCCAAAAAUCGGUGACGAUGGACUUUUGAGGGCUGCUCCAUUUCCAGACAAACCCAU
Cladocopium goreaui is the source of this 1429-nucleotide messenger RNA. Lineage: Eukaryota; Dinophyceae; Suessiales; Symbiodiniaceae. The record is from the annotation of a GenBank genome assembly.